AUGGAGAGGAAGACGGGAAUUCUGCGGAUUGGCGAGAUAGAAAACCAAGGAAAGUUUUCUCCUCUUUGCCUUCUUGAAUUUUCCUUGGGCAAGUUUAGACACUUCACGCUGCAGCCUUCUUCCGAGGAAGCCGUGCUGCGCCACAUCGCCAGCGAUGUGGCCUUCGUAAUCUUCCAGAUACACACGCAGUUCGAGAACGCCACUCUUUCCUUUAACAAGGACACUUCGGGACCGGGUACGGACAAAGGACUGGUCACCGCGCUCUGGCCGGAACAGACGGUGUGCAGGUGGUUCCUUCAGGCUGCGGGGGCCGACGGGGUCAAAAGCGUCGCUGGGCCGCUCUCGUAUUCGGAGAAAGAUCCCGUCCCCGGAGGUUGCAAUCUGGAGUUCGAUCUGGACGUCGACCCCAAUAUUUACGUGGACUAUAAUUUAUUUGAAACGACCAUCAGGUUUGCCCCGGCAAACCUCGGCUCCCCAAGAGGCAGGGCCCCUCCGCCGUGCGACGUGGGGACGGGGACGGACUCGCGCUGGAGGCUGCAGUAUGACGUCUACCAGUACUUUCUGGCCGAGAACGAGCUCCUGGCGGAGGCCCUCCUGGAGUCUGUGCAGAGGAUGGCGGUGGGCCCGCACCUGAAGGGCAGGGCGACCAAAGUGGCCACCCUCACGUCCAACGAGAAGACCACCGUGUAUUUCUCUUCCGUCCCGGGACAAGGCGUGCUUUACAACGUUAUCGUCCGGGACCCGGUCCUGAACACUUCGGCUGCCUACGUCCCGGCUCACACGUACGCCUGCAGCCACGACGCCGUCGUGGAUAACUGCUUCUCCCUCGGAAGGAUUUCCACCAAAGUGUUCUUCACCCUCUUCAGUCUCUUGGGCCUCUUCGUUUGUUUCUUUGGCCAUAGAUUCUGGAAGACAGAGUUGCUCUUCAUUGGCUUUAUCCACGUGGGAUUUUUGUUCUUCAUAACCAUCACGUGGCUGACUCCUCUCGGCUAUGACGUUCGCCUGGCCCUCACGGCCGUCGCCGGGAGCCUGGGGGGCGUCCUCCUGGUAGCCUGCUGGUGGCGAUUCGGACUGCUCGUCGUCUGUAUGCCGUGCGUCGGGCUGGUGCUGGGAUUCCUCGUCUCCGCAGCCGUCUUCUUCACACCCCUAGGAGACUUGAAGAUUUUCCGGGAUGAUUCUGUGUUCUGGGUGACAUUUUCUUGCAUCGUUCUGGUCGUUCCCAUCCUCUUCAUCGGCUGCCUGAGAAUUUUGAAUAUCCUGGCGUGUGGAAUUACUGGCUCCUACUCCGUGAUUUUAGCCAUCAACAGCUACUUUUACACCAGCCUCUCUUACAUCACCUUGAAUGUGCUCAAGAGAGCCCUCAACGCGGACUUCAGCAGAGCAUACACCGAUGUGCCUUUCCAGACUAACGACUUCAUCAUCCUGGCAGUUUGGGGGAUGCUGGCCGUGAGUGGAAUCACGCUGCAGAUUCGGAGAGAGCGGGGCCGGCCUUUCUUCCCUCCGCACCCGUAUAAAGUGUGGAAGCGGGAGAAGGAGCGCCGGGUGACCAACGUCCUCGACCCCAGCCACCACGUGCCCCCGCUCAAGGACAGGCUGUACGGCCGGCUGGCCCGCCUCCGGGAACUCUUCCGCAGGGAACAGCCGGCCGGGGAGAGGACGCCGCUGCUGCUGUAACCGCGGCCUUCCCGCGGGAAGGGCUCCCGAACCGCACGGACGCCCUCGGCCGAGUCGGCGGGCCCUCGGGCCGCCGCGAGGACCGCUCGGAAACGUCGACGGAGGCGGAAGGCCGCGAGGAAGACGAGCCGGAUCUGGUCCAAAACCCCCCGAUCGAGGCCGGGCCGCCUUCGAGACCCGACGAGGGGACAAUUCCAAGUGCCGGAGAUGCGUCGUGUCCGGUCUUUCUGUCUCUGGUGAUAAACGCCGGCUGUCCGAGCGGAGAACUCGGCGCCUUUCCGGUAGAAGGCUUAGGGAUCCAUUAAGUAGGUAUGCAGCACGCUAAA
This is a messenger RNA of Tachyglossus aculeatus (Australian echidna), 2000 nucleotides long. RefSeq names its product transmembrane 7 superfamily member 3 (gene TM7SF3). Bases 1 to 1674 code for a protein of 557 amino acids. Lineage: Eukaryota; Metazoa; Chordata; Mammalia; Monotremata; Tachyglossidae. The transcript has 12 exons. The record is from RefSeq and is a predicted model, not a curated record.